AUGAACGACGUCGACGUUACUUCUCCACUAGUCCUCUCAUUCCCUGCUAUUCUUCGCAAUCCAGGUCUUGCUCACCUCAACCAGGCAAAGAAACGACAACUUCAACAGCGCGACCAGAACGAAGGCAAGCGUUGGCUCAGACGGAAAGAUAACGCCCGCUUCGCCGGGAACCCCCAUGUCAUCGCCGCGACCAAGAGUGAUUAUGUCCUACAUCCCCAACAAGCCCGCGCUACAUUCCCAGAGCCCCUCCCUUCCUUCCUUCCACGCACCGCAAAGGUGCCUGCCAUUACCCCGCCCACCACUGAUCCCGCCUCGGCUAAUGCGGGUCGAUUUUCUCUCAGCUUGAAAGGCAUGCGAAAGGAGCUGAGGAGGUCUGGGGGUAGAGCCGAAGCUCUUGUAAGGGACAUCGAGACUGAGAUGGUUGAAUGGCUGAGACAGGGUGGGACCCUUCUCGCCCCAAGGGGUGUAGACAGCCAGCUCGUGAACGAUGAUAUGCAUGGAACCCCUGUAGGGGAGACGGGCUCCAUCACAGAGGUCUCUCGGACUCCAUUGCAGCUCAUUUGGCGCAUCUCUGACGAUGCGUUUGCGCGUUACGUGGUACAUUGCUGUGCCCGUUACCAUGAAGUUGUCAGCUUCAGUAAAGGGGACUCUGAUCAGCGACUUACUUAUCUGCUUCGUCCGAAUGUCACAAGGCCAGACCACCACGCCGCAGUAGCACUCGACACCCCCCCAGUUACUGAUGUGGAUUACUCCUCCAAUCCAGACUUGGACACCGAUGACAACAUUGAUUCAGACUUCAUAACAGACCGAGAACUAGAAUCUGAUGUCGAUGUGGCCGAACCCACUCUGCCAGCAAUGGCCGUGUCACCGCGCAUCGGCUCAUCUGAUGAUUCAUGGUCCCUUGUCGGCGACGCCGACAUCGAGGAGGCAGACAUUCUAGAAGUGGAAUCUCAAGUUGAGGCUCUAUCGCUAUCACCAUCAUCACCUUUACAAGGGCCCACCCAAGAAGAACUUGAAUCAGCCGAUGUCGCCAGUCCCCGCCGUGCGCACCCAUUCAGUUUGUACAGACCACACCCGCUACGUUUCUCCCGCCGCGCCGCGCGUUCAGCGUCUUCGCCUUCACGCUCUCCUGCCCGUACUCCAGCCCGAUGGAAAAGCCAAACAAAGAGACAUAUUGACCUGGUGGGAGGGAGAGUGAGUUUCUAUCAUUAUUUGUUCUCGUGA
This is a messenger RNA of Laccaria bicolor S238N-H82, 1224 nucleotides long. RefSeq lists its product as uncharacterized. The record is from RefSeq and is a predicted model, not a curated record. Lineage: Eukaryota; Fungi; Basidiomycota; Agaricomycetes; Agaricales; Hydnangiaceae. The transcript has 3 exons. Bases 1 to 1224 code for a protein of 407 amino acids.